ACAUGCUUGUGUAGCAGCUGGGAUGACUUCUAUCGGUUAAUGUGUCAUUUUAACUAUAACACAAAGAGAUAUCUUCCAGCGAAAACAUGUCCGGAAAGUCGGAAUUUAAAAUAAACUCUCAGUUCGCGCAGAAAUAUGAGAAAUACCGACAGAAAGAAGAGCUACAGAGACUGAAGGACCGGUAUGGAGACCGAGCUGAUGACAGUGAAUCAGAGUCGUCUGAGUCCAGCUCUGAUGACAGUGAAGUGGAGCUGGACCCUGAAGUCGAAAGAGAUUUCUACAGAACAUUGUCACUGCUGAAGAAGAAAGACCCAAAGAUCUAUCAGCCAGAUACAAAGUUCUACUCAGAAGAUGCAUCCACUAGUGAAGAGAAGCCUUCGACCUCUAAGACAGCAGUAAAGCCCAUGUAUCUGAAGGAUUAUGAGCGUAAAGUCAUACUGGAAAAGGAAGGUAAAUAUGAAGAUGAUGAAGACAGCGAUGAUGAAGAGGAGGCCAUCAAGAGAAGAGAGAGAGCCGCCUCUCCAAGCUAUAUCCAGGAGCAGAAUGAGCUGAAAGAAAGCUUCCGUAAGUUCAUCCACGAAAGUGAUGACGACAAUGAGAAUGAUGAGGGCAGCGAGGGAGCAGAAGUGUCCCAGCUGCUGACCAGGAGGAUCAAAACACAGGAAGAGAAGGAUAAAGAAGAGGCAGAUUAUGUGGAAUGGCUGAAAGGUCAGGCUGAGCUCGAGGGUCCCGAGGAGGUGAAGGACAUGAAGUACCUACGGGACUACUGGAACGACCCUGAGUUGGAUGACAGGGAGCGUUUCCUGAGAGACUACGUCCUAAACAAAGGUUACCUAGACGAGAACGAUGAACGGAUCCCCACCUACGACGAGGUAGUGCAGGAUGAUGUGGAGGAUUCUGAGGAGGAAGGGGAGAGUUUCUUGGAGAGGCAGGACGACUUUGAGAGAAACUACAACUUCCGCUUUGAAGAGCCUGACGCUCAGCAGAUCAAGACCUACCCUCGCAACAUCGCCACCUCUGUGCGCUCCAAAGACGAUCGCAGAAAACGCAAAAGGGAGGAAAUAAAAGAGAGGAAGGACAAGGAGAAAGAGCAGAAACGGGAGCAGCUGAAGCAGCUCAAGAACCUGAAGAGAAACGAGAUCAUGGAGAAGCUGAAGAGGCUUCAGGAGCUGACCGGCAACAAGGAGCUCGCCUUCAGUCAGGCUGACUUGGAUGGAGACUUUGAUCCAAAACAUCACGACCAGCUCAUGCAGAAAUUCUUUGGAGAUGAAUAUUAUGGUGAGGAUGAAGAAGAAAAGCCUCAGUUUGAUGAUGAUGAGGAACUUGAAGAGCACUGGAACUGGGACACAUGGACAGGAGAGGAACAAGAGGACUACAGUCAAGUGGAAGAAGAGUAUGAUGAAGAGGACCCCCAUUGCGAAGAUGCAGACUUCAUAAUGGAUGCAGACUAUGACCCCAACCAGCAAACUGUCUCCAAGAAGAAGAAGAAAAAGGAGAGGAAGAUGAUGAAGAAAGAGGAUAUGCCACAAAUGGGCAAAAGGAAAAAGAAGUCUCACUUUGCUGAGGUCAUCACCAAAAACAAGCCUGUGUUCGAUCCUCAGGAGAAAAGCUUUGAGCAGUACUUGGAUGAGUACUAUAAACUGGACUAUGAGGAUGUCAUUGACGACCUUCCCUGCAGGUUUCGCUACAGACAGGUCCUGUCCAACGACUUCGGCCUGUCAACUGAGGAGAUUUUAAAAGCUGAUGACAAGGAACUCAACAGAUGGUGCUCUCUGAAGAAGACGUGCAUGUUCAGGUCUGACAAGGAAGAGAUGUGUGAUUUGAAGAACUAUAAAAUCAAGGCACAGAAUGAAAAUAAAAAGAAAGAGAUCCUGUCCUCUGUAUAUUCCGAGGACCUUGAAGAGGUGGAAGAGGCUAAGACCAAAGUGGGCAAGAAGCGAAGAGAUCGUAUCAAAAAUGCUGAUCAAGGCAGAGGAGCAGAAGAUGGUGAUGGUGACACUGCAGCUAACAUGGACUCUACAGAUGAGACCAUUGCUCAAGCUCUUAGAGAGGCAGGGGACGGUGUGGAAGAGGAGGAGGAAGAGAUUCUGAUCCCCAAGAAGAAGAUGAAACCAGAAGAGGAACCCCAGAUGGUGGUUCCUACUGAAGAAUCAGCAGAUGAAGCUGAGGUGAAAAUAAGGACUGUAAGGCCAAAAUGGUCCAAGAAGAAGCCCAAGCAUUCAGGUGUACGCCUCACAUCAGGGGUGAAAAUAGGUGGCCGGGAGUUCAGUAGACAGAGACUGAAGGCCUACGGUCUGAACCCCAAGAGACUGUUCUUCAGACAGCUCGGCAGACAGAAACGAAAAGCACAGGAGAAGAAAGAGAAACAGAAAAACAAGGAGUGAUAAUGGCUAAGAGAUAACUGUUGACAGAAUUCAUUUUUUAAUUGGACAUUUUUUCCCCACAUGGUUUAAGAAUUUGAAAAUUAUGAAAAUAGUUUUUCCACUGUUUUGACAUCGACUUUUUUGAUAAACAAGCUAUGAGUAAAAAAUAA
This is a messenger RNA of Scomber japonicus (chub mackerel), 2533 nucleotides long. RefSeq names its product KRI1 homolog (gene kri1). Gene Ontology annotation, biological process: endonucleolytic cleavage in ITS1 to separate SSU-rRNA from 5.8S rRNA and LSU-rRNA from tricistronic rRNA transcript (SSU-rRNA, 5.8S rRNA, LSU-rRNA). Bases 87 to 2384 code for a protein of 765 amino acids. Lineage: Eukaryota; Metazoa; Chordata; Actinopteri; Scombriformes; Scombridae. Gene Ontology annotation, cellular component: 90S preribosome; nucleolus. The record is from RefSeq and is a predicted model, not a curated record. The transcript has 18 exons.